Molecule: messenger RNA, 2427 nt
Organism: Daphnia pulicaria
Lineage: Eukaryota; Metazoa; Arthropoda; Branchiopoda; Diplostraca; Daphniidae
Exons: 4
Coding region: 83-1858 (591 amino acids)
Source: RefSeq, a predicted model, not a curated record
AAGUUGGAUUCAUUUAUGGCACGAAUCUAGGUUACACACAUUUUGGUUAGGUAUUUAUGAGUUCAUUUGAACCAGGAUCCGGAUGGAGUUUAACCACAAGGGUUUUGGUUUUUUUCAGCAGGAAGUGGUGUCAAAACAGAACAGAAAGAAUAAGAGAUUGUUUAAAAAAAAAACAUUCAGUAGGAACAAACAAAAGUGUCAAAUGGAUUGCUUCGGGAUCUGGUCCGUCUGUUGUCUGCUGGUUGCUUCGUUUGCAAUGGUCGGCGGUCAAGCGGAGUCUCGGGGCUGGACUCCUCCGUUCACCCAAUGGAUGACGACAUCGACGAUGUCAACAGUUCGUGCGACGAAAAGCCAUAGCACAUUGCCAACCAGUACAACCAGUAGUCCAAUCAAUUCAGUUUGUGAUAGAAAUUGUUGUAAAUGUGAUAGCUCAAAAACUCGUGUUGAAUGUACAUCGUCCCACCACUGCAACGAAUUUAUUUUAAAUACAACUACUCGUUUGCCAAAGGAAGCCAGGACGGUGAUCUUUACCGGAUUUCUUCGAUUAAAGAUUAAUAAAGGCAGUUUAAAUUUCCCGCAAAAUUUGACAACGUUUUACAUUGAACGUGUAGAUAAGAUUGAAGCCGAAUCUUACGCGCUCUCGCAACCUGCUUGCAACGAACGAUCUCCCCGUAUGCGCAGUUCAUUCGCACGGCCGUCUCUUGUCAUCAACGGAAGCGGUUCGAUUAUCUUCGAGCGAAGGGCUUUUACAGGUGCAUGGGGUGAAAUACUAAUCAUCAAUUCCAAGGUGAAAGUGAUGGAAUCGGAGAUGUUUUACAAUACAAGUUGCUUAAAAAAGUUCACGCUGGAGGGAAACUUUAUCGAGGAAAUCAAAUUUAAAACUUUGGCAGAUGGAGAAACCCAAUAUUUGUCCAUUAAAAGCAACCAAAUUCAAUCGAUCGAGCACGGAGCCUUCCAGUUGAGCGUCACCGAUUCAGCUCAUAUUUCCUCCAACAGAAUCAACGUCAUUCAAUCAGAAGCUUUUGUCUUGCGGACGCCAAGGACCUUUUCGUUUCUUAACAAUACGGUGGGGAGCGUCUUUUCUUACGCCUUCCAGCUAGCGGCGACCGAGAGUAUAGACAUCAAGUUGAGCGCUUUCGACAGCAUUGCACGUCACGCCUUCCGCAAAAUCGAAACAGUUGGCAAAGCCAAAAUGGCGAUGGCGUUGUCAAUCAAAAAAUUCGACAAAGGCGCGCUCGAUCUCGACCAAUCGCUCUUUCAAAAAUCGUCUCUCCAAUUCUUCGAAAUUCAACUCGACCGCGAUUGUGCCUGUGAACUACAGGUUGUUGUCGACACACUUUUCAGUCCAACUUUAAGAAGAAAUGCCUCUUCCAAAGACGACUUCAACAGUGUCUUGAGAGAUUUCAUCUUCUGUCGCGUCCGCAAUGAGUCGAAAAAAUUUUAUGAAUUCGCUAGCUCUCAUCACUGUCAAGCUCCUGAUGUCAUCAUGUUAGUGUCAAUCACUUGUGCGAUCUUGGCAAUUUUAUUGUUAAUGGCUGUUGCAGUGACUAUGAUCUUUCGACAGAAAGCUAAGCUUCGUCGCCGUACCAGUGUGGAAACUUCUAACGGAUGGGUGAUGCACAUCUACACGGAAACCGAAUGUCAAGUCAAGGAAGAAUUUACGGUUCCUCUAGAAUCAGUGGGAGAAAAUGGACCGGAACACGAUUUGUUAUUGCUCACCGCUAACCAAAAUGAGGUAUGUCAAGAUAGGCUCAGUCGCCACAGUUCUGGGCUACCGACAUACCAGCAAGCAGCAUGCAGUUUAUCCAAGGAAUCAGCCAACUAUAUUCACAUUGGUUCAAACAAUUGUUUAUGUUAGUAUAUUCUAAGCCCCAUAUUUUAUAUGCUUGAAUAGUUAAUACAAAAAUUUCCAUGUUUGAAAAAAAACUAUUCAAUAGAUUUCCAUACAACGUGUUUUCUCACGCGUUUUAAUAAUGAAUUAAUGAAGCCUCAGAUUUCAGGUCUAUCAAAGGAGAUUUUUUAAAAGUUGAAACAGAUUUGAAACAAUUUUCUUUAGUCCUAGUAACAUCAAAGCAAUUAACCUGGUAACAGACUCAACCGAAAUUCCUUCGUCAAUUGCAUAACAGUUGCCUCACGUUUCCGUCUUCCCACGCAUUUUGCAUUUUCACUUUAGAUUUUUUGUCUGUUGCUUUCCCGUCUAACCGCCAGGUUGAAAUUUGAACGAUUCGCUUUCGCGGCUUAUGCAUCGGCAAUCCGGCAUUCUUGUUUGUCGUCUGCGUCUUCACGAUACGAACACAAUACGAAAAUUGACACAUAUAUAGUCACACAAACACAUCCCUAAUAACUUUCUGUUUAAAUAUACAAGUAUUGUUUUAAUUUUCCUUAAAACUAGAAGUGUAAUUGCGUCAAAUGAGAUUUGAACUGUAA